GGAAGACGAUUUGAGUUUCUUUUCCAUAUGGAGCCGUCUGUCAAGCUUCGAGCACGCUUGUAACUAAAUCUGCUGCUGUCUCGUUGUCUGUGCCUUGUGUGUGUAAGUGCGGUAUGUCUUUUGUCAGAACGUCUUUAAAGGUCCUCGGGGUCGUCGCAGUUACCUCCCUGGUUGUGCUGCUCCUGCGGCACUGGAUGGCCACCAAGCAGUAUGUUUUUAACAAAGAAGAUAUCGCCAAGUUGGCCAAACAGUACGCAGGACAGGACCAUGAGCAGGCUUUCUCCAAAGUGGUGGUGGAGCUCAGGAAAAGGUAUCCUGGCCACAUCCUGCCAGAUGAAGACCUGCAGUGGGUGUUUGUGAAUGCUGGAGGGUGGAUGGGCUCCAUGUGUCUCCUCCAUGCCUCUCUCACAGAGUACGUCUUGUUGUUUGGUACUGCGGUGGACACAGGAGGGCAUUCAGGUCGUUACUGGGCUGAAAUUUCUGACACCAUCAUCUCUGGCACUUUCCGACAGUGGAAAGAGGGGACUACCAAGAGUGAAAUAUACUAUCCUGGCGACACCCUUGUGCAUGGAGUGGGUGAAGCCACGUCUGUUCAGUGGAGUGCUGGGACUUGGAUGGUGGAGUAUGGCAGAGGUUUCAUCCCUUCAACAAUGGGCUUUGCUCUAGCAGACACCCUCUUCAGCACGCAGGACUUCCUCACAAUGUUCUACACCCUCCACGUUUACAUGAAGGCUCUGCUGCUCGAGGCUGGCACCAUGCUUUCACAAACUGGAGUUCUCUGAGGAACAGGAGAGAAGAGAGACUUGCACAUGGGCACUGACGACAAAACAUCCUUUGCAAGUAAACUCUGCCAUGAGGGGAGUCUGUGCUGAUGGUUCCAUUUGCAAGAAUUUAACAUUUCUAUCAAUCUGGGCUGCAUCAAGCACUUCAUCUGAAUCAUUAAAAUUAUUUCACCUCAUUAAGAUUGUACAUAAAUAAAUGUAUAACUCUAUCUCAGAUUGUGAUCUUAACAUUUUCAAAAAAUAAGUCAAACUGAUGCAUUUCUUACGAAAGUACUUUUCAAUUUGAUCUCUGUUCCCAUGAAAAGACACAAGUUUCCUUCUGAGUCGAGCCCUAUUGUGUUUCACAGAAAUCUGCAUCAAUGCUCGGCAUCUUAUCCAGCUCAGUGUGCAAUGUUGUUGGAGCUCAGGCUUUUUCCACAGUUAUAUAGUGUCGAUGUUAGAUGUUAUUUUGGGAUCAUGUUUAAAUAUUUGAGGCCUUAUAACCUUAAAAGAUUAUGCGAUUAUGGCAAAUCACAAUAUGGUACUAGGGUUUGGAGUUCUAUAAAAUUACAGUAACCAGCGACGUCUAAAAACAGAUUAAGUUAAAUACUUGACUUUCAAAUGUUUCAGUACACAUUUUCCAAUGAAGGACUUACUUUGAAAACAAAUAUUCAAAACUGAAGUUAACUAAACUAAGCAAUCAAAUCCAGUCAAAGCUACUAUUUUCCUUAGAUAGCGGGCUGUCUCUCUCGCUCUCUCUCGCUCUCUCUCAAAGUUUAUUGCCUAAAAUGUAGAGUUUUGGGGUUUUUUUCUUUAAUUUUUAAAGAAACUGUUUCAAUCCAGGUUUAUGAUCUAUAAUUUUCCAUAACCCUCUCCUGAAACCAGCACUGACAAGAAAAAUAGUAAGUUUCUAAAAAAACAGCCAGCACUUCCUCAUUUAUAGCUGACCAUCUUGCACAACAUUUAUUAAAAAGAAAAAAAAAACAUUUGAAUCCCAAGAGGAAAGUCUUAUUACAUCUAUCUGAAUUAUGGCUAACGUUUAAUUUCAUAUAACAUAUUACAUAAUAAGAGACGACACUUUAUUGAUGUUGUAACUGUAUUGAUUCAAAGUCAUCUUUGCACUUUUCAUAUUUGUACAAGAAAAUGGGAAAACAGCUUUUCUUCUCUGAUCUUCUGCCCUGUUGGUCUGUAAUUGUUUCAUUGUUCUGCUGAAUGUGUAGCUUUAAUUGAAACUAUUGAAACUGACAGGAAAAAAACUUGAACAAUGAACUUGGAUUUCAGUGGUAUAGGUGUCCAUGUUUUAUUUUUGCACUAGCCCAUCAGGAGAAACGGAAAUCAGAUAACACUACCUGUGUCCAAUGUUUUACAAUGUCAAUGCAAUAUACUGGUGUUGUUGUACUCUUGGAAUUACUGUAAGUAAACUCAUGCUGUCGAAUUCACCACUUCCAACUAAACAGCCUUAUUUU
This is a messenger RNA of Cololabis saira (Pacific saury), 2227 nucleotides long. RefSeq names its product sigma non-opioid intracellular receptor 1 (gene sigmar1). The transcript has 5 exons. Gene Ontology annotation, cellular component: endoplasmic reticulum. Lineage: Eukaryota; Metazoa; Chordata; Actinopteri; Beloniformes; Belonidae. The coding region runs from base 114 to 782 and encodes 222 amino acids. The record is from RefSeq and is a predicted model, not a curated record.